AUGUCCCACGGUCCCGAGGCCGACGGGCACGCACCCCUUGAAGCACGUGUGAGCUACCGGAGGUUUGCGGGAAGGCCGCAGACCCCGCAGGAACAGUCUUCUUUGGGAAGUGAAGAAUGGAAUCCUUGGGAAGGAGAUGAAAAAAAUGAGCAACAACACAGAUUGAAAACUAGCCUGCAGAUAUUAAACAAAUCCACGAAAGGGAAAACAGACCUCAGUGUACAGAUCUGGGGAAAAGCCGCCAUUGGCUUGUAUCUCUGGGAGCACGUUCUUGAAGGCUUGCUUGAUCCCACUGAAGUGACCGCUCAGUGGAGAGAAGGAAAGUCAAUUGUGGGAAGAACCUGUUACAGCUUCAUCACUGGCCCUGCUGUCAUCCCGGGGUACUUCUCGGUGGACGUGGAUAACGUGGUCCUCGUCUUAAAUGGCAGAGAAAAAGCAAAGAUCUUCUAUGCCACCCAGUGGUUACUUUAUGCGCAAAAUCUCGUGCAGCUGCAAAAACUGAAGCAUCUUGCAGUGGUUUUGCUUGGAAAUGAACAGUGCAGUAACGACUGGAUAAGCCCCUUCCUCAGGAGAAAUGGAGGCGUCGUGGAGCUCCUUUUCAUCGUCUAUGACAGCCCCUGGAUUAACGACGUGGACAUUUUUCAGUGGCCUUUGGGGGUGGCAACCUACAGGAACUUUCCCGUGGUGGAGGCAAGCUGGUCCAUGCUGCACGAUGAGAGGCCAUAUUUAUGUAAUUUCUUAGGAACUGUGUAUGAAAAUUCCUCCAGACAGGCGCUGAUGAACAUUUUGAAACAAGAUGGAAACGAUAAGCUUUGUUGGGUUGCAACAAGGGAACAGUGGCAACCUCAGGAGACCACCGAGAGUCUGAAGAACUACCAGGACGCGCUGCUGCAGAGCGACCUCACGCUGUGCCCAGCCGGCCUGAACACUGAGUGUUACCGCAUCUACGAGGCCUGCUCCUAUGGCUCCCUGCCCGUGGUGGAGGACGCCAUGACGGCCGGCCACUGCGGCCACACGUCAGCGCACCCCAGCGCCCCCCUGCAGCUACUCAAGGCCACGGGCGCCCCCUUCAUCUUCGUCAAGGACUGGAAGGAGCUCCCUGCUGUCUUGGAAAGAGAGAAGGCAAUGCCUCUGCCUGAGAAGAUCGAGAGGAGGAAGACGCUGCUGCAGUGGUAUCAGCGCUUCAGGACGGAGCUGAAGGUGAAGUUCACCACCAUCCUGGAAAGCUCCUUUUCUACGGACAAUAAAGGUUGACUUGAUUGCCCUGUC
This is a messenger RNA of Carlito syrichta (Philippine tarsier), 1269 nucleotides long. It is a transcript of the gene RXYLT1, whose product is annotated as transmembrane protein 5. Gene Ontology annotation, cellular component: Golgi apparatus. The coding region runs from base 1 to 1254 and encodes 417 amino acids. Gene Ontology annotation, molecular function: ribitol beta-1,4-xylosyltransferase activity. The record is from RefSeq and is a predicted model, not a curated record. NCBI's taxonomy places the organism in Eukaryota, Metazoa, Chordata, Mammalia, Primates, Tarsiidae. The transcript is spliced from 6 exons. Gene Ontology annotation, biological process: protein O-linked glycosylation via mannose.